AUGUUUCAUUCCGCGGCCUCGAAAUCACCAGAGCAGGAAAACGACACCAAAGACAGGUCCCGGGCCCGAGCAUCAACAAACUUCUAUGACCGGAUCGUAACUGAUUGGUGGUGGUGGGAGAUACUCAGCUGGAUUAUCAGUUUCGUCUGUGUGGCGGCUAUAGUAGGUGUACUGUGGUAUUACGAUGGUAGAAGACAGCCAGAACACUUGGUAACAGGCAUCACACUCAACGCAUACGUUGCAGUCUUCGCUGCGGUUUCAAAAGCAGCAUUAAUAAUGCCUGUUUCCGAAGCGAUCAGUCAGUUGAAAUGGAUCUGGUUUCAAGAGGAGGCUGCACUAUGGGAUUUUCAACUUUUCGACGCGGCCAGUCGUGGGCCUUGGGGUGCGACUAUGCUACUUAUCAGAACGCGAUGCAAGCAUGUUGUAUCCUUGGCUGCCUUGAUCACCAUACUAGGCCUAGCAUUCGAGCCUUUCUUCCAACAAAUCGUCACCUAUCCCGAUCGUAUGAUAGUCGUCGGAGGUGGCUCGACAUGGGCCGCAUCAACUUUUGUACCCCAAUCUCUACCGAGCACUCGCCGGCUUGGUUUUGACAACAAUAACAGAGACCCGACAAUGACUUUGGCUAUCGACACCGUCCUCAACACCCCAGAAAUUGCUAUGAGGCCCUCCACGGCGCAGUGCUCCACGGCGAACUGUACAUGGCCUUCGUAUGUCACACUUGGCGUCGGUCACACAUGUCAAGACGUGUCUUACCUGCUCCAGUAUAUAUGCGAAAACAACACGGAACUAGCCUUGCCACAACAAGUCGUCUCGGCGGUGGAUCCCUGUGGCUACAAGGUGAACGACACGUUCGUUGCCGGCUCCGAAGGUAGUCUCGGUUUUCGCAAGGUGACCAGUUUAUCGACAAUGGUAGUCGAAACAUUUGACUUUGAAUCUAGUGGCAACCACUUCUGGAACACCACAGCUUUUCACAAUUCGACUCUGCCUAUUUUGGAUUUCUAUAUUGCUUAUACGCCAGGAGGUCCAGAAGCGGCGCUCAGAAACCAGACACCAGUAUUGCUGGAAUGUUUACUCACAUGGAAUGCCCACACUAUUGAUUCCCGCUUUGUCAACGGUAUGCUACAGGAGAGGAUACUAGAUACUGUCGUCAUACAGCCCCAGUCAUUGAACAAUAGCACCGCCUGGCCUAUAACCGCUAUAUUGGGCUCGAACAACACAUUCAAAAUUCUCAAUGGGACCACUCAACUCCUCCGCGAUUGGAUCUUGUCGGAUUUUCCCUUUUAUCUGGAUCAAGAUCCCGCAUACGAUUUUGAGCUCUACUCUGGCAUGUGGAACUUUCAUCAGAUCCCACCCUACGACUUCGAGAGCCAUAUCUCCAACCUUACGAAAGCUAUAACAAACGACAUGAAAUCACGGUCUUCUGGUAUGAAGCUCAUAGAAGGAAUAGCGUGGAGCUCGGAACGUUUUGUGAAGAUCCGCUGGGCCUGGAUUACGUUGCCCGCCGCAUCGCUCAUAGGAAGCUUG
Messenger RNA from Alternaria burnsii, 1524 nucleotides. RefSeq lists its product as uncharacterized. The annotation marks the transcript as partial. The transcript has 3 exons. NCBI's taxonomy places the organism in Eukaryota, Fungi, Ascomycota, Dothideomycetes, Pleosporales, Pleosporaceae. The record is from RefSeq and is a predicted model, not a curated record.